This is a messenger RNA of Monoraphidium neglectum, 1341 nucleotides long. RefSeq lists its product as hypothetical. Gene Ontology annotation, molecular function: structural constituent of nuclear pore. The transcript is spliced from 6 exons. Gene Ontology annotation, biological process: mRNA export from nucleus. Gene Ontology annotation, cellular component: nuclear pore. The record is from RefSeq and is a predicted model, not a curated record. Bases 1 to 1341 code for a protein of 446 amino acids. NCBI's taxonomy places the organism in Eukaryota, Viridiplantae, Chlorophyta, Chlorophyceae, Sphaeropleales, Selenastraceae.
AUGGUUGCUGAAGUUCAGCGCCUACAAAAGGAGCUGGCAGCCCAGCAGGAAGUCACGAGUGCAGUCACAAAGGAGCUGGGAGUGGAGCGUGCCAAGGGCGAUCGUCUGGCGUCAGAGGCCGCUGCGCGUGAGGCGGCACAGGCCAAGGCCCGCGCCCAGGUCGCCACCCUCAGCGGGGAGCGCAACAGCUUGUCGGCUCUGGUGGGCGCCCUCAAGAGUCAAGUGGAGGCCAGGGGCACCGAGCUGGCGGCGCAGCUGGAGGCUGCGGCGCUGCUGGCCCGUGACAGGGCGGCAGCCGAGGCGCGGGCGCGUGAGGCGGAGCGCGCCAAGAGCCGGCUGGAGCUUGAUGUGGCCCAGCUGCAGGAGCAAGCCAAGGCCCUGGGUAACCAGCUGUCGGCCACCACCGAUGCGCUGGACUCAAAGAGCCUCGAACUCCUAGCGCUGCAGCGUGCCAGCACCACAACCGCAACUAGGCUGCAGCGCGAGGCGUCAGGCCUGCAGGCGGCGCUGGACGCUGCCACAGCCCGCGGCGAGGGCCUCAAAACGCGGCUGGCAACCGUGGAGGUGCAGCUGGUGACGUCGCAGCAGCAGCUGGCACACCUGGAGGUCAAGGCAGGGGAGCAGGAGCGGAGCCUCAACGAGCAGCUGCGCGCUGCUCUGGCACAAGCAAAGCUCUACGAGGAGCUUGCCACCAAUGAGCAGCAGAAGAGAGAACAGGCCACUCAUGUAAUGGCCGAGAUGCAGGAGCAGGCCAGCUCUGCGGCACGCGCCCAUGCCGAGGCGCUCGAGGCGGCAGAGACGCAGGCUGCAGAUGCGCGGCAGCUGGCGCAGCUUUACCAGCAGCAGGUGGCAGACUUGACGACGCAGCUGCAGGCAGCUGCAGCAGGUGACAGUGCGGCGGAUGCAGAUGGCGUACCUAUGACGCCGGUUCCGCCUGGCCGGCUGCUUGGCAGCAGCGACCAGCAGGUGCUGGCGGCCGAGGCUGAGGUGCUGGGGCGGUCCCCCGAGGGCGUCGUGUCUGGCCUGCAGCAGCAGGGCAGGAGCUAUGCUGAUGUGGCGGCCCUCUACGCAGACAUGGCGCACGCGUUCCGGUUGGAGCGCACUCGGGCGCAGGGGCUGGAGGCAGAGUUGGACCGCCUCUGCAUUGCAGCCAACCGCAAGGCCUCCGAUAUUGAGCGCCAGCGCGGCGACUUUGAGGCGUCGCAGGCGGCGCACUUUGCGUUGCAAGCUGCGUAUGCUGAGCAUGCGGCGCGCUUGGAGGAGCUAACGGCGCUGCUGGCGGAGCAGGGACGCGAGCUCGCGGGCGAGCGGCGACUGGCAGCUGGCCUGCGUCAGGGGUAA